AUGGUUGUUCCUUUGAAAUUCGAGGAUUCACAGGGAUAUUGUGCGCUCAAUGAUGCUGACGGCAACAUUUUCAUCCUAGUCAGAAAUCCUCUAGUGGUGAAUGGGUUCAAACGGGUGAAUGCGAUGGGACCUCGGUUGGGCGAGGGAAGCGGAAAUGGAGUUACUGUUAAGCAGAAGAGGAUAGGUUUCGGAAGCUCGCAAAUAAAUUCAGAAUUAUCACUCGUCAUCGUAGGAGGAGGAGGAGGAGGAGGAAGAAGGAGGAAGAAGAAGAAGGAAGUUGAGCUUGAGCUUGAGCUUGAGCUCGAGCUCAAGGCAGCUCGAGUUGGUCGAGUUCCCUUACGAAGCCUCGCCACCGACCACAAACGCGCUUCACCACCAAACUACAAAACGGGGGGUGCAUGCACACUGGAAUAA
This is a messenger RNA of Necator americanus (New World hookworm), 414 nucleotides long. RefSeq lists its product as uncharacterized. The transcript has 4 exons. Lineage: Eukaryota; Metazoa; Nematoda; Chromadorea; Rhabditida; Ancylostomatidae. The record is from RefSeq and is a predicted model, not a curated record. Bases 1 to 414 code for a protein of 137 amino acids.